Molecule: messenger RNA, 321 nt
Organism: Enterobius vermicularis (human pinworm)
Lineage: Eukaryota; Metazoa; Nematoda; Chromadorea; Rhabditida; Oxyuridae
Source: the annotation of a GenBank genome assembly
GGACCAGAUGGAGAACCAGGCGCCGACGGCGAACCUGGCAAACCCGGACCAAGUGGUGAACCUGGCAGACGGGGUGAGAAGGGUAUUUGUCCGAAAUACUGCGCACUUGACGGCGGCGUUUUCUUUGAGGACGGAUCAAGACGAUAAAACUAAUAAACUGAUUUCCUUGACGAGUUGUAUAGCACUGAUGAGGUCUGGAAAAAUGAUGAUUUUAAAUAAUAAUAAAAAAUUUUUAUUUUUCCUUUUUUGCUUGUUUUUUCAACAGUCAAUUAUUUAUUUAGUAAUGAAAAGUGAUAUUCAUUUGCUCGAGAAAAGCUGAUA